Messenger RNA from Dreissena polymorpha, 987 nucleotides. RefSeq lists its product as uncharacterized. The transcript is spliced from 2 exons. The coding region runs from base 1 to 987 and encodes 328 amino acids. Lineage: Eukaryota; Metazoa; Mollusca; Bivalvia; Myida; Dreissenidae. The record is from RefSeq and is a predicted model, not a curated record.
AUGGUGAUAAUGGACAGGGAAGACUAUGUCAAGAAGCUGAAGUGUGAAAUGUCGGACAGUGAGACAUACGUCGCGGUGACGGAUGAUAUAACAAGGAUUUUGAAAUACAAAGUGAAAAAAGUGGCCGAUACCCUAUACAAGAAGGGGUCGAUCGACAGUGACCUUAAAAGGUAUCUCACCAGCGGCGGUGGAACUUCCGGUAAGCUUCAGGGCAACAUGAAGCGUCAUAAACCUGGGAUGCCUCUCCGCACUAUUGUAAAUGGCCGCAAUCACCCGACAGAGAAAAUGGCGGAAAUAGUGGAGAAUGAAUUGCGCGAUCAUGUGACGUCACUUCCGUCCGUACCAAGAGAAGAAGCCCGUGCUGCAGUAAUUGAAGCUCUCAAUCGGCGAGUGCAACCGGAAGUACCAACCAACGACAUAAUCACAAUGAUGGACACUGUUCUAAAUAACAACACCAUUUCAUUCAAUGGAGACCACUACAUGCAAAAUGAAGGAACUGCUAUAGGAUCGCACUUAGGAAUGAAUUACGCAUCGACCUACAUGGGAGCCUGGGAGACAGAGUUAUUUUCAAAAUCAAAUAAGCAUCCAAUAGCCUACUUCCGGUUUGUUGAUGAUGUUUGGAGCUUGUGGACACAUGGUUUGGAGGCACUAAAGACAAUCCAUGCGGUUGCAAAUGAAAUCCAUCCACGAAUACAGCUAGAGCUCCGCUACUCAACAAAGCAGCUCGAAUUCCUAGACACCAUGACGUCUAUUCGAAGAGGAAGGCUGGUUUCAGACCUAUAUACCAAACCAACAGAUCGGCACCUCUACCUGCACAUGGACUCGUCGCAUACCGAGUCUACGAAGAAGGCCAUUCCGUGCGGCCUAGGUGUGAGGCUGAAAAGAAUAUGUUCGGAAGAGACGGACUACAAAAAACACAGAGAUGAGAUGAAAGAGCAACUACAGAAGCGAGGAUACAAUGGCCGAUUCGUCGAGACAGAGCUGUAG